Nematocida homosporus is the source of this 654-nucleotide messenger RNA. RefSeq names its product large subunit ribosomal protein L10e. Bases 1 to 654 code for a protein of 217 amino acids. The record is from RefSeq and is a predicted model, not a curated record. Gene Ontology annotation, biological process: translation; ribosomal large subunit assembly. Gene Ontology annotation, cellular component: ribosome; cytosolic large ribosomal subunit. Gene Ontology annotation, molecular function: structural constituent of ribosome. The transcript has a single exon. NCBI's taxonomy places the organism in Eukaryota, Fungi, Microsporidia.
AUGGGGCGUAGACCAGGAAGGUGUUAUAGAUACAUCAAAAACAAACCAUAUCCGAAAUCUAGAUUUUGUCGUGGAGUUCCAGACUCUAAACUAUCUAAGUACGAUUCGGGUAAAAGAAAAGCCGAAGUUUUAGAAUUCCCAGUCUGCACUAAUCUUAUCUCAAUGGAAAGAGAACAAAUCUCAGCCGAAGCUCUAGAAGCAGCUCGUAUUGCUCUUAAUAAGUACUUAACUACCUCUCUAGAGAAGAAUGCUUUUCACUUCCGAGUCCGAGUACAUACGCAUCAUGUCGUUAGAAUCAACAAAAUGUUAAGUUGUGCCGGGGCUGAUAGAUUGCAAACUGGAAUGAGAGGAUCAUUUGGUAAACCUUAUGGCCGAACAGCUCGAGUAGGUAUUAAUCAAGUUUUGAUAUCAGUAAGGAGUAAAGAAGGAUCGGAAGAGAAAGUCCGAGAAGGUUUAAGACGAGCGAUGCAUAAGAUUGCUGGUAAGCAAAGGAUUGAAGUUUCAGAUAAGCAUGGAUUUACUUCAUUUUCACGGGAGGAGUUUGAUCGGCUUAAGGAAGAGGGCAGAUUGCUAGGUAUGGGUAUUGGUGCUGUUGCUAUCAAGGCCAAAGGUUCAAUUACUGAGUAUAUUGAGAACAUCUCUAAUGCUCUAUAA